This is a messenger RNA of Epinephelus fuscoguttatus (brown-marbled grouper), 1339 nucleotides long. It is a transcript of the gene tmem14a, whose product is annotated as transmembrane protein 14A. The record is from RefSeq and is a predicted model, not a curated record. Gene Ontology annotation, biological process: regulation of heme biosynthetic process. NCBI's taxonomy places the organism in Eukaryota, Metazoa, Chordata, Actinopteri, Perciformes, Serranidae. Gene Ontology annotation, cellular component: mitochondrial membrane. Bases 101 to 409 code for a protein of 102 amino acids. The transcript has 5 exons.
GCGUAUUCCAAGUUGUGGGCAGUAACAAGGAAGUGCAGUCGCAGAUUGAGAGUAACGUCUUCAAGUGCUGUUACUCUCUUGUUUGGACUAAAGCUUUGUGAUGGCAGUGGACUGGGUUGGAUUUGGCUAUGCUGCAGCCAUCCUCUUCGGGGGAUUUAUGGGAUACAAGAGAAAAGGCAGCGUGAUGUCCCUGAUGGCUGGUUUAGUUUUUGGUUUGUUUUCUGCUUAUGGUGCAUACAACGUCUCCAAUAACCCAAGUGACAUCAAGGUGUCAUUGCUUGCUUCUGGGGUCCUCGCAGUGGUGAUGGGAACGAGAUACAAGAGAUCUGGGAAAUUAAUGCCUGCUGGCAUUAUGGCAGGGCUGAGUUUGUUGAUGGUGUUUCGACUGCUACUACAUCUCAUCGUGUGAGUGGAGAAAUGACGCUGACCAGAGCGAGGGCUUUCUGUCUCUCAAUGAACAAACCUUGUUUUAAAGGAAACAGCAUUCCCAGUUAACAACAAGUCCUCUGUUUUGUUUGGAACUUUCAUGUGACCACAAACUUUGCAAAAGCUACCAGUGGGUGUUUAACAGAUUUACAGAUUUAAGAUUAACUCCUUAUUUUAUUAAAGUAAAUCUGUUUGGGUGAUCUUAUAUAAAUAAAAGUGCUUUUUUUUUUUUUUUUUUACAUGUGCAUGAGUGUAAGAUUAACAGAUGUACAUGAGCUUUGUGGGUGCUGUUUAUGUUGGCAAGAGGUUUACUGCGUACACUACAACUUCAUGUUUGCAGGCUGCACUGUUUGUAAUGUCUAAUAUUUAAUUUACUGAAUAAGGGCCAAGUUUAAAGAACAAAAUGUGUUGUCUUGACUGUUUGUAUGCCAUGUCUUUAACUUUAAAGAGGAACAAAAGUUUAUGUGAUUUUUUUUUGUAAUAACAGCAAAACUAAAUAAACAGCUGUAAUUCUUAAAAUGAUGCUUUCCUUUAUGUGUACAUGGUGUGGAGAUAAUCUAAACACACAACAAAAACACAGCAGCUUCUCAAAUGUUCCUCAAAAAUAAACAAUUUAUUUAGCAGAACUUUCACAUUAAAACACUCCAGAGUUGUGCUGUUAGGAUGGAUUACGUAGAUUCCUGUUAUGCUAUAAAGAUUUAUGAUGAAUACUGCAGCAUUGCUCUCAGCAUAAACCAGCAAAUAUGACUGAUCCACAUGUACAUGCUGUGAUCGUAUAAUGCACUGGUGAAUCAUUCACACUGCAGGUGUGAGGAAUGUACAGGGUUCAUGGGAGUGGUAAUGUGAUGUUGAACACCUCCAUGACGGUUUUCACGUAGUGGUCAUCUGGCUGUGGCUUCCUCUUGCUGCCUGG